CACACCUUAAUUCAGUCAAGCGACAUUCGACAUCCAACGUCUCGCCUCACAUUCACCUACCAUCAGCACGCUCGCUCCUUCACCAGAUACCAUACCGACCAUGCCCUCCUUGUGGCCCUUACCCUUUCUGGGCCGUAGCGUAGAAUCAGGCUACGACCCUGUCCUCGCAGCAGAAUUCGAUGGUCCCUCGUCCUCCCCAUCAUCUUACCUUCAUACCCUCACCCGUCGAGCAAGUCGUAUAGAUCCAACAGCAGACCAACGAACUAUCAUCAUCGUCGCCUGCGUAUAUGCCGUCGUAAUUGCAAUCCUCUGGCAUUUCCCUAUCCUCAAAUACUCGCUCUACGGCUUCAAGCUCCUCACCGUUGGCAUGCACGAAUUCUCCCAUGCCUUUGUGGGCUUGAUUACGGGUGCAAAAAUUGAGUCGAUCAAGCUCGAGCCAAAUGAGGGAGGAGCUACAAGGAUGAGAGGAGGGGUGGCAUGGUUGACUUUACCUGCUGGGUAUUUGGGCUCAAGCUUCCUGGGCGCAGCGAUGAUUGCUUGUAGCUUCGAUAUCAGGGCGAGCAAGGUCAUGAGCAUUGUGCUGGGCGUCAUCUUUCUAAUGACCGCUUUCUGGGCGAGGAGAGAUUGGCUCACGCUGCUCGUCCUCUUCAUCACAGCGGGCAUCCUCGUUGCCUUCUGGUUCAUAGCGCACGGUGUCGCUCUCCAAUUCUUUGUCCUCUUCGUAGGCGUCAUGAGCUGUCUCUACUCCGUAUGGGAUGUAGCCGAAGAUCUGGUAUUCCGCAAAGUCGAGGAGUCAGACGCAUCAGCCUUCUCUCGUCUCGUGGGCGGCCCACCACAACUCUGGGGCGUAUUUUGGCUCUUCAUCUCCGUCGUCUUCUUUGCGGCGGGGCUCGUCAUUGGCAUCGUCGCUUUCAAGGAACCGCUGAAGCAGCAGCAGAGCGAGGACUUCCUGAAUACGAGGAGAGGGCUCAGGGACGAUUUUGUCGUGCUCAGGCCGCGUUGA
This is a messenger RNA of Jaminaea rosea, 1003 nucleotides long. RefSeq lists its product as hypothetical. The transcript is spliced from 3 exons. NCBI's taxonomy places the organism in Eukaryota, Fungi, Basidiomycota, Exobasidiomycetes, Microstromatales. The record is from RefSeq and is a predicted model, not a curated record. The coding region runs from base 101 to 1003 and encodes 300 amino acids.